Messenger RNA from Gaeumannomyces tritici R3-111a-1, 3580 nucleotides. RefSeq names its product calcium-binding mitochondrial carrier protein Aralar1. The record is from RefSeq and is a predicted model, not a curated record. Bases 494 to 2632 code for a protein of 712 amino acids. Gene Ontology annotation, biological process: malate-aspartate shuttle; aspartate transmembrane transport; L-glutamate transmembrane transport. The transcript is spliced from 3 exons. NCBI's taxonomy places the organism in Eukaryota, Fungi, Ascomycota, Sordariomycetes, Magnaporthales, Magnaporthaceae. Gene Ontology annotation, molecular function: calcium ion binding; L-glutamate transmembrane transporter activity; L-aspartate transmembrane transporter activity.
CCGCCCUUUUCACUCACCCUGGCAGCAUCUCCUCCCUCGCCCAUCCAUCCACUUGUGACUCGUCCUCGUCCCACCACGAGCACACGCGCCGGUCCCGGAGACGACCCUGCAAAUUUCACUCAACCCACCGGGAUCCCUCCUCCUCUCGGCGCUGUCCAAAGGCCGCCUUCAAGCCCCCGUGCGGCCUACGAACAGCCCGCCUCCAUCCCCGGAUCAACAGCACCUGUGAUCCACACCCACAGAACCACCCACUUAACCCUCAAGUCCACCGAAACCCCGGUUCGUGCUGGCCCGUUUGCCGAGUACCCCCGAGCCAAAACCCUCGAGCCGCGUAUCGUAAUCCGCGACCUGGCGAGCCCCCCACCAAACACCAAGCCGAGUCUCGACGGGAGAAACCUCGGAGCUAUAUCAUAGCACCUAGACAGCCUCAAGUCCGGGGGACGCACCCACGCCCAAGAGCUGGUGAUACCACACAGACCAACACGCCGUCAAGAUGGCAACGAAAGCGGCGGCGGUCAAGGAGGCCGUCAAGGAGACCUUGAUAGGCUCGACCGAGGAGCCCGCCAAACUCUCUGCCCAGACCAAGGCGCGCUUCCACAAGUUCGCCGCCAAGGACCCGUCCUCGGGAGAGCUGUCCAUGGGCGUUGAGGAGUUCACCAACGCCAUCGCCCCGCCAGAAGAGGACUACCACAAGAUCAAGCGCGAACAGUACUCGAUCCUCUUCAGGGUGGCGGACCGCAAGGGUGCCGGCCGCGUGUCCCUGGCCGACUGGGCCUACUUCGAGAAUGUCCUCAUGAAGCCCGACGCCGAGUACGAGAUCGCAUUCCGGCUGUUCGACGUCGAGCGCCUGGGCACUGUCAAGUACGAGGACUUUAGGCGCCUGUACGAGCUCAACAAGGGCGAGCACACCAUCCCCUUCAACUGGGACUGCGAGUGGGCCAAGCUGUACAUUGGCGACAGGAAGAAGCGCCACAGCAUGGACUACCCCCAGUUCUCGCAGAUGCUGCGCGGCCUGCAGGGCGAGCGUAUCCGCCAGGCCUUCCUGCUCUUCGACCGCGAUGGCGACGGCUUCAUCGAGCCCGAAGAUUUCGAGCGCAUCAUCCUUGAGACGUCCAAGCACAAGCUGUCGGACCACCUGCUCCAGAACCUGAGCACGCUGUGCAACAUCUCGAAGGGCAGCAAGGUGUCCUACGCCAACGUGCGCGCCUUCCAGAACAUGAUCAAGGAGAUGGACCUGGUCGAGCUCAUUGUGCGCCGGGCCUGCGCAAAGAGCGCCGAUGGCAAGAUCACGAGGACUGAGUUCCUGAACCAGGCCGCCAACAUUACCCGCUUCUCCCUAUUCACCCCCAUGGAGGCCGAUAUUCUCUUCCACUUUGCCAGCCUGGACGAGCCGUCGGGCCGCCUAGGCCUGCGCGACUUUGCAAAGGUCCUGGACUCGUCUUGGAGGAGCGAGGGCCACCCGCGGGCGCAGGCCGCCAUGUCGGCCGUGGCGGAGGCGGGGCGGUCGACGGCGCAAAGGUUCCUGCACGAGGCCCUCGAGGGCGCCUACAACUUUGGGCUGGGCAGCGUGGCGGGUGCCUUUGGUGCCUUCAUGGUGUAUCCCAUCGACCUGGUCAAGACGCGCAUGCAGAACCAGCGCGGCGUGCGCCCCGGCGAGCGGCUGUACAAGAACUCCAUCGACUGCUUCCAGAAGGUGGUGCGGAACGAGGGGUUCCUGGGCCUGUACUCGGGCGUGCUGCCGCAGCUAGUCGGCGUCGCGCCCGAGAAGGCCAUCAAGCUGACGGUAAACGACCUCGUGCGCGGCUGGGCGACGGACAAGAACGGCAACAUCGGGUGGGCGAGCGAGGUCUUGGCUGGUGGUAGUGCAGGCGCUUGCCAAGUUGUCUUCACCAACCCUCUCGAGAUCGUCAAGAUCCGACUCCAGAUCCAGGGCGAGGUGGCCAAGACGGUGGCGGACGCGCCCAAGCGGUCGGCCAUGUGGAUUGUGCGCAACCUUGGCCUGAUGGGCUUGUACAAGGGCGCGUCGGCGUGCCUGCUGCGCGACGUGCCCUUCUCGGCCAUCUACUUCCCGGCCUACAGCCACCUCAAGAAGGACGUGUUCGGCGAGUCGCCGACCAAGAAGCUCGGCGUCCUGCAGCUCCUCCUCUCGGGCGCCAUCGCGGGCAUGCCAGCCGCGUACCUGACGACGCCCUUUGACGUCAUCAAGACGCGCCUCCAGGUCGAGCAGCGCAAGGGCGAGACGAGCUACACGGGCCUGCGGCACGCCGCCAGCACCAUACUGAAGGAGGAAGGGUUCCGGGCCUUCUUCAAGGGCGGCCUGGCCCGCAUAUUCCGCUCGUCGCCCCAGUUCGGCUUCACCCUCACCGCCUACGAGAUCCUGCAGACCUCCAUCCCCUACCCGGGCGGCAAGGCCCGCGAGCUGGCCGGCGCCACGGGCCCGCUGCUCGGCGGCGGCGGCGUCUCGGCCACGCUGUCGGAGAAGGCGUCGGUGGACUCGAGCCCGUUCGCGCGCAGCAGGAGCGCGCUCAAGAUCAUCCUCGACCUCGACGAGGACUUUGGCAAGGUCAAGGUCGGCGGCGAGGCGUGGAGGACGCUGCCCGGCGUCAUGGGGGGCGGUGCUCGCUCUGGCUGAAACUAAAAAAGAAGAAUAGAAAAAGACAGAACCAGAUCCGUCAUUUGGAUUCCUGGGGAUUGGGUUUAUCUAUGGGGUUUCUUUUGGCAGGGAAAAGAAAAGAAACGUUACCUCUUUUUUUUUGCUCCUUUGUCCUUGUUGUUUAUUGUCUUGUUUACUGCUGUUGUGUCGUGUCUGACCGAGUUUUUGGCUUUCCAUGUCGUGGUUGAGCUUGCCCGAGUGAUAAUCUCAGCCCCUCUGACUCCGACCGGAUGGCUCUUCCUUCCAUUUGGUGAGAUGGCCGUUGGGAAAGAGCGGGCGAGGGAGGGGUGCAAGCACCUGCAUGGACAACUUGAGGACGGGGCGUGUCCAAACUCGUACCACUUUGCGCAGCUGUCUGCUGGUGGGACCUUCCCUCUUCAUCUCGCCAGAACCCGCCAUCCUAUCUUUUUCUUUUUCCUUUCAGGCCGUCUGAUUCCCUAAUUCGGACGGACCGUCACCUUUCUUUUCCCCAAGGCAAGAAAAAACACUGCCCAAGUUGGAGAUUCUUUGUUUUUAGCAUGGGACGGGAUUUGGGAAGACGGAGGCGGUGCACAAGCAUGAGAAAGAAGCAUAAAAUCGUCGGGAGGGAACAUUCUAAUCUUGGAGGCCUCUUAUAUUCUUUGUUUCUGUCUUUUCUUGCCCGCUUCAUUCUGACAUUUUCCCCAUUUGGUUCGGCGUUGAAACGAGGUUGCCUUUUGGGGGUAGCAUCUUGCAUUUUUCCGCUUCCGUGCUUCUCCGGCACAAGCUCCUUUUGAUUCCAACUGUUUUGUUUCUCAUGUGCUUCAUUGCGACUCUAGAAGGUAUUAGAUCUUGGAGACGAGCCGUGAUGCUGUUUUCGUUUGUUGGGGUCGUCGUCUGUACCGGAUAGACAGAACUUGAUACUUCCAUCUGUAGUUUGUAUUGGCAAUUUCUCCUUAGAACCACCUG